Molecule: messenger RNA, 4936 nt
Organism: Bufo gargarizans (Asiatic toad)
Lineage: Eukaryota; Metazoa; Chordata; Amphibia; Anura; Bufonidae
Product: sterile alpha motif domain-containing protein 9-like
Exons: 4
Coding region: 294-4823 (1509 amino acids)
Cellular component (GO): cytoplasm
Molecular function (GO): protein binding
Source: RefSeq, a predicted model, not a curated record
UACAGAGCGACAUUUCACAGGACUGACCGGUGAGCGUCACAUACCAGACUGUGGAGAUAAGCGGCGCACCACUGCUCACCUACCCCUGACUGCAGGACUGACCGGUGAGUGUCACAUACCAGACUGUGGAGAUAAGCGGCCCACCACUGCUCACCUACCCCUGACUGCAGGACUGGUAUGACUUGUCUGAAGCUUCCUGCUGCACCCAGCUUUUCCACAGUCUGAUAUUGUCCACCCCCUCUCAUCUUCUAAAUCCUGGUAGCCUCCAGUGGAGGACAAUUUCAGGUUCAGAGAUGGAUUACGAAUCAAGACCUCUGGACGAUUGGACAGAAGAUCAUGUUCGAGAAUGGCUGCGCUCCAUCCGCAUUAAGGCUGAACACAUCGAUAAGCUGUUUACUGAAGAAGUUACUGGACCAGUUCUGAGGAAAAUAAAGGAAGGUUUUCUGAAAAGUCUUGGUAUAAAACAAGGACAAAUACAACUGCUUAUUGAAGAAAGAAAUGCGCUUGUGAAGAAACACAAACUCGGUCCAUCCCAAUCAAGAACCAGCACAAAUCCAACAACUGAAGAAGGGCACCAGGACACGCCAGCUGUGCAUUCAGCAUGUGAAUCAGAAGUACAUACACACAAUUCAAUUUAUAGACCUUUCGAUAAAGAAGUAGGAAAUUUCAAGUACGUAAAGGGUGAAGUCCUGCCUCCAGAAUCUGGAGUAGAAGACCUUAUCAAUCCCUGCCAUGAGUACAAAUCACUCGUCACUGCCUCUGAGCUGAACUGCAAAAAACUACAAGCAAAAUUUGCCUCUGAAGUGAUCAGAUUUGCUUCUGCUUGUAUGAACAGGAGGACAAAUGGCACAAUACAUUUCGGGGUGAUGGACAGCAAGGAAGACAAAUGUUACAAACAUGGGCAGAUAAUGGGGGUCCUAGUGAAGAAUCAGGAUUGGUACGUCGAUGCACUGGAUUGCAUAGAAAAGUGGUUUAUUACUAGUCAGCAGCAUGCAGCGAGAGCUUGUAUCCGCACCCCCAAAUUCAUCGAGGUUCUAGCUAAAGAGCAUGGAGAUCAGCGCUUUGUGGUGGAGGUGGACAUAGUGCCCGAUUUAGGGUUUGUAAAAGGACAACUUUUCCAGGUAAAUAUACCAAAUGAGGAAAGAGACAGAGACAAAGUAAAGGCAACCUAUUACUGUAGAACUGGAGCCAAAUCAGAGUCAAUCCUGGACGCUGUGCAGUUUAACCAAAACAUUCCAAAUUUGGAUACUGCAAGAGAAAAGGCAGAACGGAAUGCUACCUGUGAUGUGCCCACCACAGAGGAUUUAGGAAGGAAAAUCUCUGUUUUGUUGACUGAUGGUAAAAAACACAUCAGCGAUUCCCUCAGGUACAUACUUGUCACAAACCAGUGCACUGACAAUGAUCUCAUGCAUGUGAAUUUUUUAAUGCGGUUGAAUAUUUUGUGUGUUUUUGACUUUGAUCCAAGCUCAGAUAGUAAUGGCCUGUGCUCCAAAUAUAAAAAGCAUCAUGCAAUUAACAUUCAUUCCUUAAACAGUUACUCAAAUAAAGAGCACGGGAUGAGCACGGGAGACCUCAAAAAGAGUCUGUCCCUGUUUAACCAAACCAGCUGGAUAUUUUGUAAUGGUCGCAGCAAUUACCGAGGAGGGGAUGAGCCAUGUGAUGAAAGCACCUGGGUCCGAACAAAGAGGAAGCUUCUAAAAAAGACCAUUACAUUCAUCUGUGAAGAAAUUCUGCCAAAGGGAUACUUCAUUGUUGUCUUCCUUUUGCUAUCUUCUGUGGAGAAACCAAUAAUCGAUACUUUCCAUGAGUUUUACACAGAGUUAAGUGGCAUGGACUAUAUAAUCUGCAUCGCAGAGAACAAAGACAACUAUGAGAAGUGGGCCAGCCAAGCACAGACUUCCUGCAAUAAGAAGAUCCUAGACCAGAGAAGCAUUGUGGGAAUGAAACUCAGUCAUAUUGAUGCAACAGUCCAAAAUCUCCUGCCUGUGUCGUCUUCUGUUAGACAGUUAUCAGUUUCCACAAAGGGAGUAUGUGUCCUCACCACCCCAGAUGAAGAGAGAAUGCAUUCUCUAGAAGUUCUGUGCGCCAACGAAUGCGAGAACACAAAUCUGGAAGAUCUGAACAAGGAGGAAGUUGAAGAGGUUGAAACAACGUUCUACAGAGGUGGGAAGGUCAGCUGGAAGCACUUCUGGCUCACAGAACAAGGAAAAUGUGAAGCCUUUAUUGAGCGAGAAGCUUGUAUGGAGGUCCAGAACAUUUUAAAUGACAACCUGUCUGGAAACCAGGUCAGACUUCCAGUUGCUAGGAUAAAAAUUGUCCACCAGCCAGGAAGUGGAGGGAGUACCGUUGCAAGACAAAUUCUUUGGAAAAAAAGGAGAGAGUUAAGGUGUGCUGUGAUGAAAUCAUCAUUUCCAGUCAUGACCGUAUGUGAACAUGCUGUGAGUUUCCGAGAAUAUGAAGAGAAAGACAUCCAACUCUGUCUCCCAGUCCUGCUGCUUAUUGAAGACUGUGACGAUGAGUACAUCGAUGACCUAAGGGAUGAGUUAACCAAAGUAAUGGUGUCUAAGAAGACGGCUCCCACAAAAUUAUGCUUCAUCCUUCUAAGCUGUAAAAGAGCGAAUGCCCCAGAAAAUCUCGCCAAGUCUUCUGCACUCGACACUGUUGCAAUUACUCACAAACUGAGUAAGGAUGAAAAAAAGAAAUUUACGACAAAAGCAGAGAAACUUAAGAAGCAGUUCUCCCCUGAGUCAAUCAUAACAUUCAUUUUAAUGAGUCAAGAGUUUGUCGAAAAAUAUGUGACCAACUUUGUUCAUAACGUCAUGGAAAAUGUUGACCACUCCUCCAACGUGACCCGUCUGAUGAGGUACGUGGCUUUACUGAACUGCUACAUCCAAAACUCUUACAUCUCUGUGUCCCACUGUGAGGCGUUUAUGGGACUUGAAGCACAUACAGCAGAAAUAAGUGGAUUAAGGCAAUACAAUUUCAAUAGUUCCCUCAGUGAGCAAGCUAAACUAAUCUUUAUUGAAAGAGUUGAUCCGAUAACUUCUAUAACCUGCAUCCAUAUCAUCCAUCCGUAUGUGGCACAGGAAAUCUUAAAGCAACUCCCUGAUAAUCCACACAGCCAAAUUGCUAUGGCCCUGCUUCAGGAGAAUGUCUUGUUUCUGCACAGAUUUGGUAGAGACGAGUUUCACGGAUUUGUCAGAGACUUGAUUUUUCGCAGACGUAAAAUUAACAGGGGUGACAGCGUCGACUCGUUCCUGUCUCCUCUUAUUGAACACGUCUGUGAGAAAGAAAAAAAACAAGAAAAAGCCAUUGAGCUUUUAAAAGUUGCCUACGAGCGCUUUGACAAAGAUCCCUUUCUGGCCCAGCAGCUUGCGCGACUGCAUUAUAAAUAUGAGCAGUUUGAAGACGCGAUACACUGGGCAGAGACCGCCAAGUCACAGCUGCCCAACGAUUCCUUUAUACUAGACACUGAAGGACAAGUAUAUAAGAAGAACUUCAGUUUCUUACUAGAUAAGCGCGAUAAAGGAGUGCCCCUAGAGGAAGCCCCAGAGUUGAUUGAGUACGCACUGAAAGCCAUGCAGUGUUUUCGUGCAGCACAAAGAGCAGCCAAGGCUGAAACCGAGACGAUGAACAACUCUGGAUAUUUUGGUGAAGUGGAAGUCGGCUGCCGUUUGUUAAAGUUUUUGUCAACACUCGAAAUUUUCCCUCAAAUUAACAAUGGAAAAAGCAAUGAACUUCUGCACUACCUCCUAACGGAUUACAUUCCAGAUCCCAUCAAGAAACCCUGGUCCAAGUUUCACAACCAUUUAAAAGGUCUACAGCAGAAUAUUUACACUGCAUUGGACUGGAUAUCCGAGGAUAUCAGUUACUUCCAUACUGAGAAAAGUGAUAACAAGGAGCGGAAGAACAAGGAGGAUGAACAAGUCAACUCCCCGCGAAUCUGGCUGCUGCGCAAAACUAAGGUCUUUGCAGAGUUUUUUAGCUCACAACUUUUGCUUCCAAGUGAAAACAGUGAAGAUAAAGACGGUAAAAAGUCCAUUAAUAAACUCAGACAAAAGAUGCACAUUCUCAGCCUGGGGGGCGGCACCACCACGACAGUUUUGUCCCUGCUGUCCGAUAACAAUGCUGGAAAAAAGCUUUCAAGCAUCAUCGAUCUUUACACGUCCUGUUCGGCCGGUGAAGACUUGGAUGAGGUUGACCUAAUAAAUUACAUAAUGAGUCACAUAGCACUUGCCGGUGUAGAUUCCAGCUCUCCUCAACUACUAGGUCUUCAGGAAUUACGGGACCUCAGCAAAAGAUUCCAAAACCCAAGGAAGUCUUUUCCUGCGAGUGCUUAUCUUCUGCUCCUGCUACUCUAUUGGAAGGAUGACAUCAUGGACCAGGAGCCUGAUGCAAAUAAAGACCGGAUUCUAAGAUCUGCUCUUCAGAACGCUCGACGACUGCACGAAAUCAGGAUCAAGAAUGUCCCUGUGCGCAAAAAACGGAGCAAUGUCAUCUUCUUCUUGGGACAUGGUUACAACCUUCAUAAACUGCUCCACAGAAGCAAGGUGGAGAAACACAUGGAGGGACCUGUGAAUGAGUGGAGAUUAAAGCUGAAUGAUGGAAAUGUGGGAAAAUUAAAAAGCAGGCAGAUGCUCCUUAGAACCGUGCCAGGUUUUACAGAGAAUGGAAGGAUUUAUGUGAAGGGGCAUUGCAAAAAUGAGCGGAUUGAGAUGGUCUCCAUAAACCCCUCCUCGGUGCCUUACGGGAAUGAGAAUAUGACUUUUUACCUGGGAUUUUCAUACGCAGGGCUUGUCGCAUACAACCUGAAGGUGCAAUGAGAGGCCUGUGCAUCGAAUUCUGUCUGAUCCAGAGUCCAUGAAGAUCUCACAUGAUGUAAAGCUUAGCCAAUGCCCUGUCAACUAACACUAAUAAAAUCCUUGCCUCAGCAGCA